This is a messenger RNA of Enhydra lutris kenyoni (northern sea otter), 1673 nucleotides long. Its product is annotated as protein phosphatase 1 regulatory subunit 36. Lineage: Eukaryota; Metazoa; Chordata; Mammalia; Carnivora; Mustelidae. Gene Ontology annotation, molecular function: phosphatase binding. Gene Ontology annotation, biological process: negative regulation of phosphatase activity. The record is from RefSeq and is a predicted model, not a curated record.
AUGUUUAUGAAAGUUCCGCCUCAGCACCUCGAAUUGGUUGGCUGUAAAGUCAAUAGCCCUCUCGCGCGGAAAGCCGGCCCGCCCCGGGUGGAUCCCCGGCCUGCGAAGGCUGGCGGCUUGGUAGCUCCCAUUGCUGAAAGGCAGUUGGGAUUGCGACUGGGGAUGUGGUACUGGAAAGAUGAAACCAGAACUCUUGAAUUCAGAAGUUUUACACCUGCAGUGGAACUCAAGGAGAAAGGAAAGAAAGGCAAAGCAAUACACUUUGCUGAAACUGACGGUCCCGCUUCAGACAGGUUGACAGAUAAAAAGUUUGUUUCAAGAGAGGAUAAGUCACCUAAAGCCUUAGAGAAACGAGGUCAGCAGGGCAACGUGACACUACAUGAUGCUAAAUUUGUUGCUUUGUUUUUGCUGCAAGAUACUGAGAUGCAGCGGAUCUGUUCUUUUACAACAUUUAUGAGGAAUAAAAAUCUUGACAAUUUCCUCAUGGCAUUGUUGUACUAUUUAUCUCAUUACUUGGAAAAAAUCUCCCUGGAAAAGAAACCCAAAAGCUAUAUGGUGGGCCUUGUGGAGAAAAAAGAGAUGGAACUGGUUAGAAGUAAAAUAGAGGCAGCACAGAAGUACUUGGCCCAGAAGUACUGCAUGCUCGUGCUGGGCUUGGCCAUGCCUGAUAAGCAUCACAUGUGCUGCGGAAAGGAGAAAAUAUCAGAUACACAAAAAGACUGGAAAUUCUUUGAGUCCUUUUAUACUUUCUGUACAUACGUAGCUUGGAUUGUCUUCCGACGUCAACACUUCACAGAGAUUGAGGAAGAAAUAGGGAGGCUCUUUCGUACCAAUAUGUUCAACAUUCCUCGGAGGAAGCGUGAGGAUGAAGAAUCAGGAGGGGAAAAGAAACGCAUGACUUUUGUACAAUUCAGGAGAAUGAUGGCAAAACGUCCAGCGAUUAAAAAAGCCAUUAACAUGCGCUCUCCAGUCCUGUCUACUCUGCUGCCAUCUCUCAGAGAAAAAGCUCAGAAUGUCUUUGAGAAAAAGAAUCAUCAAGGAGGCAUCAAACUCCCAGCCCAGAUACAAGAGCACACGGAAAAUCUGGAGUCUGUGCCCAUGCCAACAGUUGGCAUCUUGGGGGAGCCUCGAUGUCUGUUCAACCCCCAUACCCUUCUCCCCCUUGAACCAGAAGAAAACACGAAAGCGGAUGGGAAACAUUCUUCCCUGAUAGAAAGAAAUAACAUGAAGAUCCAGGAUACACUGAACAUAGUUCUGAGAACACAGUCGUCUCAAACAGCAUUCCCUAAAUGAUCGGGUACCUUCCAUUUCUGUAAUUCAGUCCCCGUAUUUGAAGUAAACUACUUUGACUUAAUCACUUUAUACAGGACUAAUAUUUAUUGUUAUCAAACAAUUUUAAUUCAAAUUAUUUUGUUAAAAUUUCAGUAGUAGACAAUCUCAGAAACCUCUUGAAAAGCUCAUUUUCCUAUAUUUACUAGUUUGCUGUGUUAUUUAUUUACUUCCUUGGCUUCUGUGUGACUGUUUAGAGUAACAUAUUAGGACAUUUAGCCAGUAUUCUAGUGGACUAGUAAAGAAACAUUCUGUGUUUAUUUGUUCCUACGUUCAUUUUUACUAUAUGAGAGAUGAUGUUUGGGACAUUCGAAAACUAAAUUUUAUAAAAAAGGAAAUUAAAA